Messenger RNA from Aspergillus puulaauensis, 2430 nucleotides. RefSeq lists its product as uncharacterized. Bases 1 to 2430 code for a protein of 809 amino acids. The record is from RefSeq and is a predicted model, not a curated record. The transcript has a single exon. Gene Ontology annotation, molecular function: ATP binding; cysteine-tRNA ligase activity. Lineage: Eukaryota; Fungi; Ascomycota; Eurotiomycetes; Eurotiales; Aspergillaceae. Gene Ontology annotation, biological process: cysteinyl-tRNA aminoacylation. Gene Ontology annotation, cellular component: cytoplasm.
AUGGAGUCUCGCAAACAACCGCCCUGGACCCCACCGUCCCAUCCCUCCACGUCCACAUCCACACCCCUUCCAGUCCCACCAUUAACAGUGUGGAACUCCCUAACCCGAUCCAAGACCCCAUUCGUACCCAUAGACCCAGCCGGACGCAAAGUAACCUGGUACGCAUGCGGACCGACAGUCUACGACGACGCACAUCUAGGCCAUGCGCGCAAUUACAUGAGCACGGAUAUCCUGCGGCGGAUUAUGCGGGAUUACUUUGGGUUCGAUGUGCGCUUCGUGAUGAAUAUUACCGAUGUGGAUGAUAAGAUUAUUAUCCGUGGCAGACAGCAGUAUCUGUUUAAGCAGUAUUUGGAUGAACAUCCGGUUGUUACGAGGGGUGUUUUGCAGAGUGCAACUGUGGCGUAUGGGUUUUAUAUACGCGAGAAUCUAAGUCUACUUGAUCCGGGGACGGAGCCGGGAUGGUUUGCUGAGCGAGUUGAGGACGUGUAUGGUGUGGUUUUGAGAGGGGGGACACUGGAUAUGGAGGGGAAGAAGCCUGGUGAUGCUGAAGCGAAGAUAAGGAUGCAUAUCAACACGCUUAUACCGGCUGCUAGCAUGAUUGCUGAUGUUACAAGCUACUUUGCAGCUCAGUCAGAGGAUGUGGACGAGUUGGGAGGAAGCAUAACGAGUGACGAUUUCUACAAUGCCACCCGGGAAGUCUACCUCCCUUACAUCGAUAGUCUCAAGGGCUCAUCCGUGCCCGCAGAUGCGUACGACAUCUUCACGAAACUGGCUCGCAAAUACGAAAACCAUUUCAUGAAAGACAUGCGGGGCCUUAACGUCCUGGACCCUGAUGAAAUAACCCGGGUCACAGAAUACGGGCAAGAGAUCGCGGAUUUCGUAGAGAAGAUCGUGGCAAAUCAAUUCGGAUACGUUACCCCCGAUGGAUCCGUCUACUUCGACAUAGACCAGUUCGAGAAAGCCGGAAACCACUACGCCAGACUGGAGCCGUGGAAUCGAAAUAACCAGCCCCUGCAGCGAGACGGAGAGGGAGCAUUGACCAAAGCCGUACAGAAGAAAUCGCCUGACGACUUCGCCCUCUGGAAGGCCUCUCGACCGGGUGAACCGGCCUGGCCGAGCCCGUGGGGACCUGGACGCCCUGGGUGGCAUAUCGAAUGUUCGGCUAUGGCUUCGAGUCGACUGGGGAGUCAGAUUGAUGUCCAUUCUGGAGGCGUUGAUCUGGCGUUUCCGCACCAUGAUAAUGAACUCGCCCAGAGCGAGGCGUAUUGGUCUAGUAGCCAGCAAUGGGUAAAUUACUUCUUGCAUAUGGGCCACUUGUCGAUCCAGGGGUCGAAGAUGUCGAAAAGCUUGAAGAAUUUCGUUACCGUCCGUGACGCUCUUGACCGAGGCGAUUGGACCCCGCGGGGGCUGAGGAUUGUCUUUUUGUUGGGAGGUUGGCGAGAUGGGGUUGAGAUCUCGGACGAGCUAGUCAAGGCAUCGUCGUCUUGGGAAGAUAAGCUAACCAACUUCUUCAUUAAGGCGAAGGAUGUCGCGAGCCGAGACAGCUCACAGACUGUUGAAUUCUCUCUAUCGGGAGCCCUCGAGGUGGCCCAGGAUAGGGUUCAUGAACACUUUUGCGAUUCAUUCAACACGCCUAAGGUCAUGGCGUCUAUUUCAGACUUGGUUUCUGUUUUCAACACCCAUGAUAUUAGAUCAUUGGAUCCAACAGCGGUGGAUGCCGCAGCGAGAUGGGUGACUCGAAUCGUGACGAUUCUUGGAUUGAACGGUGUAGCCUUGCCUGAUAGUGCUGGCAUUGGGUGGGAGGGAACUGACAUCCCUGAUGCCGCAAAACCGUUUAUAUACCCGCUAUCUGCCAUGCGAGAUUCGUUGCGUCGUGUUGCUAAAUCGGAUACGCCCAUAACUUCUAAUCAACUUCAAAGAAUUAUAGACGAAUCGACGGUCACAGUUGACAUUUCGGACACCGGUAGAUCAUAUGCCGAUGCCUUGGAUAGCUUCCGCUCCAGAAUUUCCUUGCUGAAGGUAGGGGUGGCAUCUACGUCGAAAGAAAUACUUUCCCUAUCUGAUAAGCUACGCGACGUCGACCUGUUUAACCUUGGCAUUUACCUCGAAGACCGCGAAGACAUGCCUGCGUUAGUUCGGCCAGUGACUAGGGAUAUGAUUCAAACCCGUGAAGAACUUGUCCAACAGGCUAAGGAAAAACAAGAGGAGAAAGGGAAGCAAGAUAGCCUUGUCCGUGGGAGACUCGAGAAGGGGAAAAUACGUCCUUUGGAUAUGUUCAAGACCACCGAGUUUAGUGCUUGGGAUAAGGACGGGCUUCCGACUAAAGAUGCUGCAGGCGAGCCGGUCAAUAAGAGUCGCAGUAAGAAGCUGCGAAAGGAGUGGGAAAGGCAGAAGAAGGCUCAUGAAGCCUGGAUUGUCGCCAAUGCUUGA